UUGCGAUCUUUACAUUUUAUAAACAUAGAAAUAGACCAUGCAGAACAGAAAAACAGUCUAGUUGGUUUUAGCCAAAUAUUUUGUUAUUUGCUUUGACAUCUGUCUAAAAAAUGUCUUUCAGGGAUUUAAGAAAUUUUACCGAAAUGAUGAGGGCGCUUGGAUAUCCACGCCUAAUUUCUAUGGAAAAUUUUAGAACUCCAAAUUUUCCUUUGGUUGCCGAAAUUUUAAGAUGGCUUGUUAAAAGAUAUGAUCCCAGUGCCGACAUGCAUCCUGAUAUAGACACUGAACAGGAUCGGGUUAUUUUCAUCAAGUCUGUUGCAGAGUUCAUGGCUACAAAAGCACACAUUAAACUGAACACCAAGAAGCUGUACCAGUCCGAUGGGUAUGCAGUGAAGGAGCUACUAAAAGCCACCUCGAUUUUGUACAACGCCAUGAAGACGAAUGUCGCACAGGCACUGGAACAGCCCGACAACGACACGACGGAGAAUGUUUCCUUUGAUGUGUCAAGCAAGCCAUCCAUGGGAAAGUUUGAGAUCAGUGACCUCAAAGAAGCGAGACGAUUGGCUUCAGAAAUUACAACUCGCGGAGCUAGCUUGUACGACAAGUUAGAGAAGGAAGUUGACUUGAGGGAGGAGCGAAUUAUGGUGUUGUCACGGUCAUUGGAGAUCAAUGAAGUUGAAAAUGGUUUGCAUUCAUCAAUCAAGGCAGUGGAGGCUGAGAUAGCGAAGACUAUGCAGAUGCUUGAUAACGUGGCGUCUGACGAAGCAAACCUGGAGGCCAAGAUUGAGAAGAAGCGGAGUGAACUGGAGAGAAACCACAAACGACUGUCAACACUACAGAGUGUCAGGCCUGCCUACAUGGAUGAAUAUGAGAAACUGGAAGAGGAUCUACAGAAACUGUACGAGACGUACAUGAUAAAGUUCCGUAACCUGACCUACUUGGAGCAGCAGCAAGACGAGUAUUACAGAGUGGAGCAGGACAAGCUAGAGGAAACCGAGGCAGCUCUGAAACUAAUGGCGGAGAGGAUCCGCAGUGAAGAGAGGAAACAGGAUCAGAUAACUCCAGAUGACGAUCAAGAGGACAUGUUUGAAAAUUGGUGUAUAGAAAAUUUAGAUCAAAGGAAGUUUGGAAGCAAAGUGCCCCAAAAACACAAAUCAAAAAAUGUCAUCAAACUGAGAAGACAAUCUUUGAAACGUCCUGAUGAGAGAUGACGAUGGUGCAGCAUCUGAAGAAGAAAUACACGUAGCUGCUCAGCGGGAGAGACCGAAACAUCACAGAACAAGGCCUGAAGCUGCAGCAAUUGACCCACGAGGUGCGGGAAUCAACAACCGCAUGCUGGGAAGCAUGAAUCCCGAGAUCAAUGA
Molecule: messenger RNA, 1364 nt
Organism: Gigantopelta aegis
Lineage: Eukaryota; Metazoa; Mollusca; Gastropoda; Neomphalida; Peltospiridae
Product: clusterin-associated protein 1-like
Exons: 13
Coding region: 111-1211 (366 amino acids)
Biological process (GO): cilium assembly
Cellular component (GO): centrosome; intraciliary transport particle B; cilium
Source: RefSeq, a predicted model, not a curated record